This is a messenger RNA of Coregonus sp. 'balchen', 502 nucleotides long. Lineage: Eukaryota; Metazoa; Chordata; Actinopteri; Salmoniformes; Salmonidae. The record is from the annotation of a GenBank genome assembly.
AUGAAAAGGCAGAUCGUCUCCAGGGCCUUCUACGGAUGUAAGUCUGUCUGUGUUCUUUCUCUCAGAGUUGUUUGUUUCUCAGGUCCUGUGGCGUAAAGGAAGAGACCUCCUGUCUUCUUUUAUGCCUCUCUUUCUUUCUCUCCUUCCUUCCCUUGUCUUCCCUUCUUCUCUCUUUCUAAUGUCCUCUCUCUCUCUUUCUCCCCUCCCCCCUCCCUCCCUCCCUCCCUCCCUCCCUCCCUCCCUCCCUCCCUCCCCUCCCUCCCUCCCUCCCCCCUCCCCCCCCCCCCUCCCCCCUCCCUCCCUCCCCCCCUCCCUCCCUCCCUCCCUCCCUCCCUCCCUCCCCCCAGGGCUGGCCUACUGUCGACACCUGUCCACGGUCCGUACCCAUCUGUCAGCACUGGUCAACCACAACAUUGUCCCUCCUGACAAACCUUGCGAGGCGUCGGGGGGCCUGAGUAAAGACGUGUGGAGCAAGUACCAGAAAGACUGCAAGGUGGGUUAG